This is a messenger RNA of Marmota monax (woodchuck), 2433 nucleotides long. It is a transcript of the gene Syndig1l, whose product is annotated as synapse differentiation inducing 1 like. The record is from RefSeq and is a predicted model, not a curated record. Gene Ontology annotation, cellular component: intracellular membrane-bounded organelle; membrane. The transcript has 4 exons. NCBI's taxonomy places the organism in Eukaryota, Metazoa, Chordata, Mammalia, Rodentia, Sciuridae. The coding region runs from base 141 to 878 and encodes 245 amino acids.
GGCGGGGGCGCCGUCGCUCGCCGGCCGAUGCCGGGUCCCCGAGCCCCGCGGAGGAGGCGGGACCGUCCGCAGCGGGACAGGCUCUGCGAGGGCUGUGAGGCUGGCCCGGUCUCCCCUGCCUGGCAAUUGCCCGCAGAACUAUGGAGAGCCUGAGUGAACUACAGAACCCACUGCUGCCUGGGAGCCCCGCCCACCUCCACAGCCCCGCCCACCUCCGCAGCCCUUAUCCCUACGCAGAGGCCCCGCCCAGCUGGUCCUACCAGGAGAAGCUCUACUCCUACCUCCUGGGUGGUGCUGGCCCUGCUCACACCCACCAACUCUUGGACCCAGGGUCCCUGCAGCUGGCUGUGGAGGCCUGGUAUCGGCCCAGCUGCCUCUUGGGAAGGGACAAGGUCAAGGAGCCCCGGGCAGGCAGCUGUGAGACCAGCUUCACAGAGGCCAAGGAGCCCCAGGCAGGGCCUACAGAGCAGUGCACGGAACCUGGCCAAGCUGAAGAGGAUGUCACUAUCCAUACUGUGUCCUACGGGGUUCAAGAGGAGCUGCAGGGCCAGGAGGACAGCCAGGAGGAGGAGGAGGAGGAGUCUGACAGGGCUGGGGUGACCCCACUGUUCCACAGAGUGAGGCAACCUCCACAGAGAGUGAAAGUGAAGACAACUUCCUCAGGCUGCCUCCCAGGGACCACCUGGGUCUUACUCUCUUCUCCAUGCUCUGCUGCUUUUGGCCACUGGGCAUCGCUGCCUUCUAUUUCUCCCAGGGGACCACCAAGGCCAUCUCCAAAGGGGACUUCCGCCUGGCCAGCACCACCUCCCGCCGGGCCCUUUUCCUGGCCACACUCUCCAUCGCAGUGGGGGCUGGCCUCUAUGUGGCUGUGGUGGUAGCUCUGGCAGCUUACAUGUCCCAGAACGGACAUGGCUAGUGGCCAGUAGAACCUGCAUCCUGAUUCCCCUGGUCUACCUGAGGAAGCCGCGGGGCUUGGGGCUGCAGACCACGAAGAGUCCUGGCCCCCAGAACCGUGAACGUGGCGUGCAGAGCUCAACCUUCACUUCUUCCCACCCAUUGCUCCCAGCCUCGGAGCAGGCCAGGACCACUGACAGGAAGCAGAAUCAGGGCUGUCCACCCUGCCUACAAAGGCCUAGCCUGGCCCAUUCUGCUCAUCCUCUAUAGGGUCUCCCACCCUGAAGGCAGCCCACCAGCUACUCACCAGCUUCCCCACAGAGAAAGAGCAGGAGGUUCCAGGGAAGGAAAGGGGUUGCCAGGGGACAGGAGUCCUUACCUACUCCUUUUAGCCCAUUGGGGUCUUCACCUGGGGACAGCUUGAGCAGCUUCUCCCAAGUCUACUCUCUGGCCCCAUGGUGCCCCAACCCAGUCAGUCAGGAAGGAAAAACAUGGAGACGAGGUGCACUGUCUGAUUCUGGGAACUGUUUGUCUCCCCUGUGAGCAAGUAAGACAUUAGACCCUGGAUAGAGAAGGGAGUCUCAGCAUGUAAACUCUGAACCAAGGGCAGGACCCUGGAGCUGCAAGAACAAAAGGCGAAUGCAAAGGCAGAGAGACCUAGGGCCCUGAAACACUGCUGGACCUCACGGGCCUCCCCCUGUGCCCCAGAUCCCCACUCCUACCAUCCUUUCUAGGCUUUGCCUGGGGGGUCCGAAGCUGCUGUCCUCCCAGGGAGACUGAGAGAACAUGCCCUCAGCCCAGCCACAGGGCACAGAGCCCUAGGUCCAGCCUUCAGGAAAGAUGGCAAGGAAAGGGGGGAUGAGUCUAGAGGAGAGGAGAGUCCCAGGAGAGGGGAGUGCUAAGGAGCCAGCCGAACUCAGGAGGAUCUUUCCAGAGAAGGGGUCCUCUGAGCAAGGCCUAGAAAGAUGAGUAGAAUCCUCCUAAGGGAAUUGUUUCCACAUAACUCCUUGUCUCGGUGGGCAGGGCUGUGGCAAGGGCCCCCCUGGGGUUUCCAAGCUAUUUAGAUGCUGCCUGAAACAUUCAAGCUGGAGCCAAAUGGCAGCCAUUUCUGAGUACUCUGCCAACAUAAGGAGCAAGGUUGAGCUGCUCUCUCAAAGGCCAGUAAUGUUUUCUCAUCUCUGAAUGCUGGGGGUUCAGUGGUUGGGCCCAUGGCCAGGCUAGGGGCAUUGUCACUGAUAUGUCAGGGUUGCUCUUGACACCUGCCUCCCACCCCCACCCAUCAGGCAGACAGGCAGGCAGCACCUUGGGAAGGCAGGCCCCUGGGGGCUCCAGUUACGAGAUGAUUGCUGCAAGAUUUGGGGAAUGUGGUUAUUCCUGUGCCCCGUCCAGAGCUCAGAUGGGGUUAUGGCUCUACCCCCCACGAAUCCUUGUCCCACAUCUUCCCUUACAUUAUGCAUCACCCAGCCCUUCAAUCCCUGCAACACUGGCAGUUUUAAUUCCCCUUAUUGUAUUUAUUUAUCCUGGUAAUAAACUUUUCUG